AGUCACAAUACCUGGUUCUAUUCACAUUCAGAUUUUCAUAAAGAGGAAGCAGGGAAGUAGAGAGAAGUGCUCUAGACACACACCAAUAUAUCUAUUCUACCGCAGUAGCACCGGGAAAGCCUGGGGUGUAUAGAAGAUGGUCUUUCCUGGACUACGGGAGGACAGUUGCUGUGGCUGGGUUGUCUAUACAGGACAAUAAAUUCUGCACUGAGUUUGGUCGUCUACAGAAUUUCUCAGAAGUUGGAGUUCCUCAAGAGAAAUAAUUGCUAAUGAGGCCUCUGUAGCCAUGGCUACUUCUGACGUGAAACCAAAAUCAAUAAGUCGUGCCAAGAAAUGGUCAGAGGAAAUAGAAAAUCUGUACAGAUUUCAACAAGCAGGAUAUCGGGAUGAAAUUGAAUAUAAACAAGUGAAACAAGUCACCAUGGUAGACCGUUGGCCAGAGACAGGCUACGUGAAGAAACUUCAGCGGAGGGACAAUACUUUCUAUUACUACAACAAGCAGAGGGAGUGCGAGGACAAGGAGGUCCACAAAGUGAAGAUUUACGCCUACUGACCUUUCCCGUUUCUUCGGCUUGGCGAUGGUACUUUAAGAAUUGGUUGUUUACAUUCUUCCAUCAUGUAAAUGUCAUUUUACAAAACAAUCCACAAUUCUGUCUUUAAUUCAUGGUGUCUUACACAGCAUAAACACUGAGAAACCU
Molecule: messenger RNA, 698 nt
Organism: Grammomys surdaster
Lineage: Eukaryota; Metazoa; Chordata; Mammalia; Rodentia; Muridae
Gene: Meig1
Product: meiosis/spermiogenesis associated 1
Exons: 3
Coding region: 287-553 (88 amino acids)
Cellular component (GO): nucleus
Source: RefSeq, a predicted model, not a curated record